AUGACUUUAAAGAAAGAAACGGGUUUACUAGAAAGCAGUACAAGGCUAAAACCUCAUGAAGCUCAAAGCUACAGAAAGAAGGCAUUGUGGGUUUCCUGGGUCUCCAUUAUUGUCACACUGGCUCUUGCAGUGGCUGCUUUCACUGUCUCCGUAAUGAGAUACAGUGCAUCAUCAUUUGGAUUUGCUUUUGAUGCUACCCUGGAUGUUUUGUCAUCAGCGAUAGUUUUGUGGCGUUACAGCAACGCAGCUGCUGUGCAUUCUGCACACAGGGAGUACAUAGCUUGUGUUAUCUUGGGUGUCAUAUUCCUCCUGUCAUCUCUAUGUAUUGUGAUCAAAGCCAUCCAUGAUCUUGCGAAGAAGGUGCUUCCAGAAGUGGAUGAUUUUCUGUAUAGCGUCUCCGUUUUAAGUGGAAUCCUUUGCACUGUCUUGGCAGUAAUCAAAUUUAUGCUGGGAAAGGUCCUUACAAGCAGAGCGCUGAUAACCGAUGGUUUCAACUCCCUUGUAGGUGGAAUAAUGGGAUUUUCCAUCCUUCUUAGUGCAGAAGUUUUUAAACACAAUUCUUCUGUCUGGUAUCUGGAUGGCAGUAUAGGAGUUUUAAUUGGACUUACAAUAUUUGCCUAUGGAAUCAAGUUGCUUAUCGAUAUGGUGCCCCGUGUAAGGCAAACGCGCCAUUAUGAAAUGUUUGAGUGAAGAUCACACCGUCUCCUCUGUCAGGACUGUAGAACUACAGCAUCGUACAUUUUGGCAAGUGGUGCCAAUGGUAUUUUCCUAAAUAUGCAGUUUGUUUCCCGUGGUCUGUUUUUGCUGAAGUUUGUUUUAAUGGGAAAUCUCUCUGUAAAACUGGCAUAUGUGCACACUGCUUGCAAUUCAGCGAAACAGCAGCAUUUUUUUUUUUCCAAGUAUGCUAUUGAUUCCUGUGACAAUAGAAAACAUGCAGUUUGCAGUUUUAACCCAGCUGCCAUGUUGUAUGUUCCAGAGUGAAAGUGUUCUUAAUGGUGUGAUAAGCCUGUGGGUAAAGAAGUGCCAGUUUCAGAUCCUGUUUUCUUUUCCCCUGACCUGUAUUUUCCCAAACACGUGCUGUAACAGAAGUACAAUCCUUGCUAACCUCUUCGGCUAACCGAGCAUCCUAUGUAGAGUCUGGACACCAAGAGCUGUGUUGCUUAAAACACUUCAGUAGCUACUUCCCCCCCGCCAUUCAAAUAGGUGCACAGAAAGAGCAGGUACAGACCUUUCUGUGAUCAGAGAGAGACUUCAUGUUAAUCCUAAAUUAACUGAAACUAUACCUCUUCAAUUUAAAUUCUAUUUUUCUUAACGAGACACUGUUCAUAGCUUUGCAUGGACCAAACAAGCACACACAGUAUUACUGUACAGACCAAAGCCAAAAAGUCGUGCAAGGAGGAGGAGCUGCUUGAGGAAUGGGAUUUUCAUCUUCUGUUAUACUAUACGCAGAUGUACCGGCGUGUGUGACAUUGUGGUUGCUCUGUAGUCUGAUGAUGGCACAGCAGUGGCUCGAUCUGGUGGUGAGAUACAGAUCUAUUUAUUAGAUUUAGAUUGUCCUGUGAAGUGUUGCUCACCUUCCAUCACACAUCUUCUAUAUUACUUAAUAGCAGGUUAAAUUAUCAAAGAAUCUUGAUGUAUAAUGAAUAAAACUGUUAUCUAUUUUAUACAGUAUCUGUAAGUAACAUUUGAAAACUAUUUCCAGAAUGUAUCAUAGAACAAAGUCUUCCUGUAUAGCAGCCUAUUAAACUGGAUUCUCUGGCUAUA
Nipponia nippon (crested ibis) is the source of this 1764-nucleotide messenger RNA. The record is from RefSeq and is a predicted model, not a curated record. Lineage: Eukaryota; Metazoa; Chordata; Aves; Pelecaniformes; Threskiornithidae.